Cebus imitator (Panamanian white-faced capuchin) is the source of this 3144-nucleotide messenger RNA. RefSeq names its product repulsive guidance molecule BMP co-receptor a (gene RGMA). Gene Ontology annotation, molecular function: coreceptor activity. Gene Ontology annotation, biological process: BMP signaling pathway. The record is from RefSeq and is a predicted model, not a curated record. NCBI's taxonomy places the organism in Eukaryota, Metazoa, Chordata, Mammalia, Primates, Cebidae. The transcript is spliced from 4 exons. Gene Ontology annotation, cellular component: plasma membrane. Bases 273 to 1628 code for a protein of 451 amino acids.
CAGUUGCCUCCCGAGCGCUGGCUGCGCCGCCAGAGCCGCGGGGCCAGGAACGCACUGGCCGUUCGCUCCCGGGCCGGCUCCUCCAGGCGCUCGCAGCAUGCAGCCCGGGAGCAGGAGGCGCGCCCCGAGUCGCCGCUGAGCCGGCCGGGGCUGCGGGGACCUGCGCCAGCCGAGCCCCUCCCACCUCGCCCCGGGGCAGACGAGCGGCGCCCCGGCACCCCCUCUUCGCCCGCAGCCCCGCCAGCGCCACCCCCCGCGGGCCGCAGGGUCUCAUGCAGCCGCCAAGGGAGAGGCUAGUGGUAACAGGCCGAGCUGGAUGGAUGGGUAUGGGGAGAGGGGCAGGACGUUCAGCCCUGGGAUUCUGGCCGACCCUCGCCUUCCUCCUCUGCAGCUUCCCAGCAGCCGCCUCCCCGUGCAAGAUCCUGAAGUGCAACUCUGAGUUCUGGAGCGCCACAUCAGGCAGCCACGCCCCAGCCGCAGACGACACCCCUGAGUUCUGCGCAGCCCUGCGAACCUACGCCCUGUGCACGCGGCGGACGGCCCGUACCUGCCGGGGUGACCUGGCCUACCACUCGGCCGUCCAUGGCAUAGAGGACCUCAUGAGCCAGCACAACUGCUCCAGGGAUGGCCCCACCUCGCAGCCACGCCUGCGCACGCUCCCGCCGGCCGGAGACAGCCAGGAGCGCUCGGACAGCCCUGAGAUCUGCCAUUACGAGAAAAGCUUUCACAAGCACGCGGCUGCCCCCAACUACACGCACUGCGGCCUCUUCGGGGACCCACACCUCAGGACUUUCACAGACCGCUUCCAGACCUGUAAGGUGCAGGGUGCCUGGCCACUCAUCGACAAUAAUUAUCUGAAUGUGCAGGUCACCAACACACCUGUGCUGCCCGGCUCAGCCGCCACUGCCACCAGCAAGCUCACCAUCAUCUUCAAGAACUUCCAGGAGUGCGUGGACCAGAAGGUGUACCAGGCUGAGAUGGAUGAGCUCCCAGGCGCCUUCGUGGAUGGCUCUAAGAAUGGUGGGGACAAGCACGGGGCCAACAGCCUGAAGAUCACAGAGAAGGUGUCAGGCCAGCACGUGGAGAUCCAGGCCAAGUACAUCGGCACCACCAUCGUGGUCCGCCAGGUGGGCCGCUACCUGACCUUUGCCGUGCGCAUGCCGGAGGAGGUGGUCAACGCCGUGGAGGACUGGGACAGCCAGGGCCUCUACCUGUGCCUGCGGGGCUGCCCCCUCAACCAGCAGAUUGACUUCCAGGCCUUCCACGCCAACACUGAGGGCCCCGGCGCCCGCAGGCCAGCAGCCGCCAGCCCAGCACCCACGGCCCCCGACACCUUCCCCUAUGAGACGGCCGUGGCCAAGUGCAAGGAGAAGCUGCCAGUGGAGGACCUGUAUUACCAGGCCUGCGUCUUCGACCUCCUCACCACAGGUGACGUGAACUUCACGUUGGCUGCCUACUAUGCCUUGGAGGACGUCAAGAUGCUCCACUCCAACAAAGACAAACUGCACCUAUACGAGAGGACUCAGGACCUGCCGGGCAGGGCGGCGGCAGCGGGACUCCCUCCAGUCCCCCGGCUGCUCCUGGGUGCCCUCGUCCUGCUCCUGGCCCUGCUCCCUGUGUUCUGCUAGAUGCGUAGAUGUGGAGGGAGGCGUGGGCCCUGUCCCCUCGGCGUCUCCAUCUGUGGGCUGGGACCGGGGACCGCCAGUGGGAUGCAGAUCCAUCCCCUGGCCUGGCCCCUGUGGUCCCGCCUGCUGGCAAAGGCUCAGGCCCCUCCCCCUCUAGUGCACGUGACAAGGUUGUGGUGACUGGUGCCGUGAUGUUUGUGACAGUAGAACUGCGUGAAAGGGAGAGCAGCUCCCCUCGCCCCACCCCCGCAGUGUGAAUGUGCAAAACAGCCCCUCAGGCUGAAGGCCCCCGCCCCCACCCCCACCAGAGAGACACUGGGCACCGUCAGAGUCAGCUCCUUUCCCUCGCAAUGCACUGAACCAGGCCCGGCCGACUGCUGCUCGCCGAUUCUUGGGGCCAUCUCUGCCCGCCACGCGCGCACACACUUUCACAACAGAGCACACUCAUACCCCCUAGGCCAGCGGGGAUGCCCAGGCCUAGCCACCCUGGGAGGCUGCCUUGGGACUUGGCCCGAGCCAGGGAACCCCCAGGGCACUGCUCAGCACCUUAGCCAACUGACGGAGCCUUUUGGCCUGGAGGUAAUGCCCACCUGAUGCCUUCUCACUGUGGCCUCAGGGCAGCCACCAUGCUACCCCGGCUGUGGUGGGUACCAGCUGCAGGUCCUGGUUUUCAGGCACCUGCCCGGCUCUGGCCCAGGCCCCCACCCCCUCAACCCUGUGCUUAGGAAGUUGAAGUGCUUGGUUCUAAAUGUCUAAACAGAAGAGAUCCCUGUUUCUCUGCCUGCCUCAGAUGCCAGGGAGCCUGGGCCACGGGGUGCAGCAGGAGAACCCGUGGAUGGGGUCAGCCGGCCUGCCCUCAUCCUCUGCCUCCUCACCAGCCCAGGAGCCCCCACCCAGCCCACCCACAUCUGGAGUCUGGGGAGAGGAGCAGGGUCUUGGGUUUCUCAGCCCUGAGCAUCCCUUGGAGGGUCUCCAACCUCUAAUAUCUUCCUUUAAGCCCAGUUACCACCCUGCCAGGAGAGACAAGGCCCUGGCUCCCGCCUCAUUUCAGCUCAGGCUGCCCAUCGAGGAGCCCAGAACAGUCCCCCCGUGCCCACAGCACAAAGUCAGGCUUUCCUCCAAAAGGUGCAGCCCUGCCCCUCCCCUCCCCAUGCAUCGGCGGCAGCCCCUCUGCUGUUCCCCAGGGACCUCUCAUACACUGGCCAGGAUGCUGCAGAACGUGUCUCCCCCUCCCUCCAAGAGGUCCUGCUCCCUCUGCCAGAACCACGUGGGCAGCAGGGAGGCGGCCUGGACCCAGCCUCUCCCUCUCCCCGCCGGUUUUUGAUGGUCCCUAUGUUGGAAGUAAAAAGUGAAGCACUUUAUUUUGGUUGUGUUUGCUCACGUUCUGCUUGCAAGUGGGGACUCCUCACUGCGUCCACGUGUCUGUGACCUGUGUGGAGCGUCACCCCGUGUACAUACUGUAAAUUAUUUAUUAAUGGCUAAAUGCAAGUAAAGUUUGGUUGUUUUGUUAUUUUCUUUU